AUGUCCACAUCUCGUCAGAUAGAUGAUGGACCUGGUGUACUACAGUUAUGCAGAUGGACGGUGUUACAACCCCAUCUCAAACUAUCAGAAUUUCGAGAGGCUUUUAUAUCUCCAACAAGGCGUCUUUUUGGACUGCUCUCAGAACAUGGGGAUCUUGUCCUGGCAACUGCUGAGGUCAACCCAUCACAAGUUGAGUCACAUAGAGCUCUCUCAGAUACCUGUACUCAGGCAGUCUUCGAAACGCUUUCUACUAUUCCGAGAGUGAAGUCUUUGUCAUGGGGAUACUGUUCUGAUGCUUUUGAUGACUCAAGUUUUAAUGAAAUUCUUGUGGUAUCUAGUGAUACUUCUAUCACAGUCCAUGCAUUCUGCCGUUCUCACAAAAGCACACUAGCAGUUAAUUCCACGUCUGAUGCUAAAGAGUUGCAUGGGGAGUGGAAAGAGUGGCACCCUACUGAAUGUGCAGUGUUGGAGGAUGGUGAGUCAGGUCCAAAAAAGUGGUUUUGUUCUUUCCUGACUACAAUCACUUCGUCUGUUUCUAAUGGAAAAUACCAAGCCAGAUUUCCCAUGAAAUCUUUAUUACCUAAUUCAGCAGAAGUGGUAUCCUUUAGCAUAUAUGACAUUACUCUCUCUUUCUUGAAGUUUUGGUAUAGCAAAUGUUCUCUGAAGACUAUGCCGGAAACUGGCAGUGAAUCACCACGAAGUUUCCUUAGUUCUUUACCUGUGGCUGAAGCAUCAUGCAGUUGUCAGUGGGAGUGUCUAAAAGUUCUGUCUAGCUCUUCAGGUUAUUUGAUUGGCUUAGUUUUGACUCCUAACGAAUCAGUAAGUUGUGAGGCCCAUCCAUCCAGCGCAGAGUGCAUUUUGGUUGCUGUUCUGGAGCUAAACCACUGGGGUAUACAGUGGAACUUUGUGGCAGACCUUCAGGAUGCAUGUGAUGGUAUUAGGCCAAGUUCAAAAUGGGUUGAUUUUCAGUUAUCAGAUGUGUUUCUUACCUGCCUUAAUACAGCAGGUUUUGUUGCCAUUUGGAACGUGAAAACUGGUGGUCUUGCGACGUCAUUCAGUGUUCUUCAACAGUGCAGAACAGACCUGGAGAUGCCUCUGAGGAGCUCUAUGCCCAUUGUGACAAAUUUGGAUGGGGGAAAUAUCCCUGUUGAGAACUUUGUUGGCAGAAUGUUUAAGCGGUUAGUUUUGGCAUCAUACUCUUGUCUUCUUGCUGUUGUAGAUGAGGUUGGAGUAGUGUAUGUGUUCUAUGCGGAUGACAUCUUAAACUUCAAAGCUAAUGUGCAUGAAAUCUUUGAUCUGCCUGUUAUGAAUCAUUUUGCUGAUUGUUUUUCUACCUGGGAAGCUGCUGGUCAUGAGAUAGGAAGUCUAUCAUUUUGUACUAAUCAGUCCAUACGAGGGUCACUUAAUCUAGCCAAAUUGGUUCCUGAGUUCUCAGGGAAAACCAAUGUUGUUAUUGCCAGGCCUAGAAAAAGAAGAAAGUAUAGAUGCAAUGAAAAUGAAGUGGACAGCUGGCCAAGUGGCUUUGUCACUACAGGGCAGAUGAAAGUUGGGGUAGCUUAUCCUCACACAAAUUCCUCUAGUUUCUUAAGGAGGAUAAUUCUUCCUCCACGCAGAUCACAGCAGGAUGUAAUUAGCCUGUCUCCACUUGGACUAACUAGGAUUUUUAAAGGUUCUAUUACGGAUGGAAACGAGCAUGUCAAAAUUUUUCAUUCCGAGUUGCUUAUGUAUUCAUCUUUUCUUGGCAAAGGAGAUAUUGAUGUUGGUCUUAUGGACAAAAUGCUUCCAUUUCAGAAGGAUUCUGCUUUUGUUGGAGAUUCUGUUGUUUGCUCCUGCCAGGGGUAUCUGUAUUUAAUUACCCAGUAUGGUCUUUCUGUGGUCCUUCCUCCGGUUUCUGUAUCGUCUUUUUCAUCUCAUGGUGACACCAUCAAAUUUUGGCAACCGGGUCCUGCUACUGGUAGUACAUGCAAUGCUCUGAACUUAUUAUCUGUUGACAGAUCUGAAACAAGCUGGAAAACCUGGCAAAUAGAAGUUCUGGAUAGAGCGUUGUUGUAUGAAGGGCCUGCACUAGCAGACAGGCUCUGUUGGGAGAAUGGAUGGGAUUUGAAAUUCUCUAGGUUACGGUGGCUGCAAUUGGCCCUUCACUACUCAAUGAUUGGUGAUCUAGAGCAGUCACUGAAUUUGCUCGCUGAGGUCAAUCUUGCGGAAGAAGGUGUCUUGCAACUACUAUUGGCAUCUAUUCAUCAGUUAUCUAGUAGGACUGGAAGUGGUAAUGAAGCUGCGGUGUCAUCCAAGUUAAUGGUUUUAGCUGUCCGCUUUGCAACAAGAAUGAUCAAAUGUUAUGGGCUACAAAAGCAAAACACAGAUAAUAAUUCAGUAAAGCUUCAUGAAAUGGCUCUCCUUUUGAUGGUAAUAAGAAGUAUCCAGAGCCGAAUCUCUGCAAAGAAUCAGAAUUCUGUUCGGACGGGAGAUGAUAAGAACUCAUUGAAAAUAGGUACAGAAGUAUUUCAGAAUGAUUCUUUGCUUCCAGUUGUUGUAGUGGAUGGUGUUUCAUCAGGGCCAUCAGGUGGUUUAGAUGCUUAUAACAGGCAAGAGUCAGCUCCUGUGUUGGUUCCUGAUAGCAACAGCAUGUUAGCUCUAACACCAGUUGAGUCAUCUCUUAGUGCUUCAACUCUCCAUGACAUUGAUACUAAUAAAGGGACUACUCAAGUUGGAAGACAAAUUAUUCAAGGAAAUAUCAAGGAGAUGGUUAACAGAUGGGAAAUGAAUAACUUUGACUUGAAAACUGUAGUCAGAGAAGCACUGCAGUCUGGUCGCCUACCUUUAGCAGUUCUUCAGUUGCAGCUUUUGCGCCAGAGGGAAUUUGUCUCCAAUGAUGAUUCAGGAGAUGCUUUCUCUGAAGUUCAUGAAAUUGGAAGAUCCAUUGUGUAUGAUCUGUUGAUGAAGGGUGAAACUGGAUUGGCUGUAGCAACACUAGAAAGGCUGGGAGAUGAUGUAGAGUCAGACCUAAGAGAACUUAUGCAAGGUACUGUCAGGAGGUCACUAAGGCUACAAAUUGCUGACGAGAUGACGAAGCGUGGGUACAUAAGACCAAAUGAGUGGAAGAUGCUAGAAACUAUAACACUAAUUGAGCGGCUCUACCCGAGCAGCAGCUUCUGGGACACAUAUUUUUGCAGGGAGAAUGUCAUUCGUGAUGCUGCAAAAAUUGUUACACUGCCAGGAGAAGAUAAACCCGUAUUUUCUCUACAUUUUCGCAACCACCCCAUUAUUGAAUGUGGUGAUGUUGAUGGAGCAGUGCUUGGUUCUUGGGUGAACAUUAAUGAUUACAAUUACACUAAGGAGUUCUCUGGUAGCAACAUUUCUGAUGGUUAUUGGGCCUGUGCUGCUGUAUGGUCGGAUGCGUGGGAUCAGAGAACUGUGGACCGUAUAUUGCUGGACCAGCCUUAUCAUAUAAAUGCUCAUAUCCCAUGGGAAUCUCAGUUUGAAUAUUUUGUUGCUCAUAAUGAUGCGGGGAAAGUCUGCAAACUCCUGGACAUGAUUCCCAAUAGCAUACAUUCAGAAGGGAUUAUUAGAGUAAAUGUGGACAGUUUACAAGCCGCUGCCAACACUCUUUCUGAUUUAACACUCCCUGAUUACAACAUGUACAUAUGUGACUCAGAAGAGCUUGAACCAGUCUGUAUGGAGAUACCACAUGUUAAAGUAUUUAGAUCUUUGUGCAAUCAUGAAUCAACGUUAUAUAUUCGAAUGGUAAUGCAGCAGGAAUUGGCAAAGAAACACAUCUUUAUGAAAGAGUACUGGCAAUGUACUACUGAAAUUAUACCUUUGCUUGCUCGUGCUGGCAUACUUAUAAAGGUUGGUUCAAAGGAACAAUGUUCUACAACAUCUUUUGCUUCAGAGAUGCCAGAUGAUGCCCAUCACCAGGGUCGUGAAGGUGCACUGCAUAAGUUAAUUAUACGUUUCUGUGUGCAAUAUAACUUGCCAUAUCUACUGGACCUCUAUCUGGACAUCUGUAAUUUGGCUCCUGAAAAGGAUUGUAUCCGUUUGCUCAAAGAAACUGCAGGUGAUUGCAAGUGGGCACAAUGGUUGCUCUUCUCCAGGAUCAAAGGUCAUGAGUUUGAGGCAUCAUUCUCUAAUGCCUGUUGGAAUUUGUCAAAGAAAACGGUCAGUAAUAGUAGUCUUACUGCUGUUGAGAUAGAUGAAAUGUUGUAUACAGUAGAUGAUAUGGCUGAACGAAUUGGUGAAAUGUCUGCACUAGCUACCUUGAUGUAUGCUUCAGCACCAAUUCAGAAAUCCAUAUGUACUGGAAGUGUGAACAGAAGUGGUUCGUCUUCCCAGUGCACAUUGGAGAACCUGGCUCCUUGUCUCCAGCAAUUUCCAACGCUAUGGAAAACCCUUUUUUCUUCUUGUUUUGGCCAAGAUGAAUAUGGGUGUUUAAACUACUCUGCUGGUAAUGUGUUUGGAAAAAGAUCAAUUUCAGAGUACUUGAGAUGGCGCUAUAGCAUUUUUUCCUCUGCUGGAGGAGACACUUCGUUGUUGCAAAUGCUUCCAUGUUGGGUCCCAAAGUCUAUUAGAAGAUUAAUUCAAUUAUUUGAACAGGGCCCUUUUGGAAUGCAACUUCUAUCAAAUGUCCCAUCACUUGAAGAGUUAUUCACUCACAAUGUCACCGAUUAUAUAUACAAUUCCACUGGAUAUACUGAAGCCAGUGCAUUGUCCUUAGAAGCAUCGAUCCAAAAAAGUGUCGAAGAAGAAUUAUAUUCUUCCCUUGAGGAGAAAGAUGUGAGAGUGGAACACCAUUUGCACCGUGGUCGAGCCCUAGCUGCUUUCAGGCAUCUUAUUGCUAAGAGGGCUUCACAGUUGAAAUCAGCUAGUGCACGUCAAGUGAUAUCUGCACAGUCUAAUGUUCAAGCAGAUGUACAAUUGAUGCUUGCUCCUCUAAGUCAAGCUGAACGAUCAAUUCUUAUAUCGGUGGCUCCACUAGCUAUUACAAACUUUGAGGACUUGACUCUAGUUGCUUCCUGUAUAUUCUUGUUGGAACUUUGUGGUCACUGUGCCAACAUGCUUCGUUUAGAUAUUGCUGCACUACGACGCAUCUCUUCCUACUAUAAGUCAGUUCAAGAAAAUAAACAUGCUGAUCUAUCUUCACAAAGGGUCCCAGAGCUUCAUGUGCAGUCCCAUGGAGCUGGCAUAGCUCCUGCUCUAGCUCGAGCACUAGCUGAAGAUUAUGUCCAAUCUGAUCAUCUGCAUGUUUUGGAGCAGACUCAAACCUCAAUGGCUCCCAAGAAGGAACAGCCACAACAUCCUCUUAUUGCUAUUCUGCAACACCUUGAAAAAGCAAGUUUGCCAUCAUUGGAGGAAGAUAAAACUUGUGGAUUUUGGCUUUUAACUGGUGUUGGUAAUGCGUCUCUUUACAGAUCGCAACAGAAUGAAGCAAGUCAACACUGGAAUUUGGUUACUGAAUUCUGUCAGGCACACCAUCUCCCACUAAGUACAAAAUAUCUUGCUUUACUGGCCAAUGACAAUGAUUGGGUUGGCUUUUUAACAGAAGCUCAGAUAGCUGGAUUUCCUAUUGAAGUUGUUAUUGAAGUGGCAGCCAAAGAGAUCAGGGAUUCAAGAUUGAGGACUCACAUACUGACUGUUCUGAAAAAUAUGAUGUCACUUAGAAGGAAAGCAUCUGGUAAUAUACCUUCAGGAAGCAGUUAUUCAUCUUUCUCUGCUGUUGAUGGCAAUAAUCCCAUGGAACUUUUCUGCAUUCUUGGAGUCUGUGAAAAGCAAAAAAACCCUGGGGAGGCACUCCUGAUUAAAGCAAAACAAAUGCAGUGGUCUUUGCUUGCCAUGAUUGCUUCAUGCUUUCCAGAUGUAACUCCUCUCUCAUGCUUAAGUGUUUGGCUUGAGAUUACAGCCGCAAGGGAGAUGUCCUCGAUCAAGGUGGAUGAUGUUUCUUCGAAAAUAGCAAAGAAUGUUGGAUCUGCUGUUGAGGCCACAAAUAAAUUGCCAAGUUCUGGCAGAAAUGUUGAAUUUCGUUACAACAGGAAGAAUCCAAAGCGAAGACGGUUCCUGGAAGCCUCACAGGAAAAGCUCACAAUAUGUUUCUCACUAGAUAUCACAUGUGGGCCAGAUUCUGCUGCAACUUCCAAUCCUACAAAUAUUGAUGAUCAUCAGGAAGGAGGAAAGCCAAUCUCUGUUGAUAUUGAUGAAAGGCUUGCAUCUUUAUCAAACAUGGUAGCAGUGCUUUGUGAACAACAACUGUUUCUACCAUUACUUAGAGCUUUUGAAAUGUUUUUGCCUUCCUGCUCCCUUCUUUCCUUCAUCCGUUCUCUCCAGGCAUUUUCUCAAAUGCGUCUGUCCGAGGCUUCUGCACAUUUGGCAUCGUUUUCAACAAGAAUAAAAGAUGAAGCCUCUCAUACUCAACUAAACUCUUCCAAAGAAGUGUCAGUUAUAGCAGAAUGGGUGGCCGUUACAGCUGUAAAAGCUGCAGAUGCUGUCCUCUCAACCUGUCCAUCAAUUUAUGAGAAGAGGUGUUUACUGCAGCUUCUUUCAGCAGUGGACUUCGCCGAUGGUGGCACUUCAUCAUCUUACUUUAGCCGAAGAUAUUGGAAGAUUAAUCUUUCUGAACCUUCUUUGUGUAAAGAUGGUGAUAUCUACAACUGGAAUGAUUUGAUGGAUGAUGCUUCUCUUUUGACAUCAUUAGAAAAGGAUGGUCAAUGGGAGCAGGCUCGAACUUGGGCAAGACAACUGGAGUCAAGUGGCAUAGCUUGGGAGUCUACUCUUGACCAUGUCACUGAAUCACAGGCAGAAGCCAUGGUUGCUGAAUGGAAGGAGUUUCUUUGGGAUAUCCCACAAGAACGUGCAGCCUUGUGGGGUCACUGCCAAUCUCUCUUUAUGAGAUAUUCUUUCCCUCCUUUUAAGGCUGGAUUAUUUUUCCUUAAGCAUGCCGAAGCAGUAGGAAAAGAGAUACCAGCACAAGAGCUUCAUGAAAUACUAUUGCUCUCUCUACAAUGGCUAAGUGGAACUAUGACUAAAUCCCCUCCGGUUUAUCCUCUUCAUCUUUUGCGGGAAAUUGAGACUAGGGUGUGGCUCCUGGCUGUUGAGUCAGAGAGUCAAUCUAAGGCUGAUGGUGAAUUUGCGACUUCUGCUGUUGCUCAAAACAUAGCUGUUGGAAACAGUAGCAGUAUUAUAGAACAGACUGCUGAUGUCAUCACAAAAAUAGACAGUAAUAUGAGCUCGCCGCACAUGAAAGUUACAGAAAGGAAUGGCACACGGGACAGUUUAUCAAGCCAACAUGUGCAACUCUUUGAGUCUAACAGCGAAGCAUCUUCAACAACAAUAAAUAACACGAGAGCAAAGCGAAGGGUGAAAACAAGUUCACCACUUAGACGAGGGGCCAAUGACAAUAUUGAAAGUAGAAUUAACGAGCUGGAUAACAAUUCUAACACUUUUCAUAGUUCAAAGAUUGGAGAACAAGCUAGAAAUUUACUUUCUGAAGAGGAAUUUGCAAAAAUGGAAGCAUCUUUAUCUGGCUGGGAACAAAAUGUUAGGCCUGUAGAUAUGGAGAAGGCUGUGCUCUCCUUACUGGAAUUUGGGCAAAUAACUGCUGCUAAGCAACUCCAACAAAAGCUGUCUCCAUCAUAUAUUCCUGAAGAACUUGUCCUUGUUGAUGUUGCUUUAAGAAUUGCCAAUAGCAGCAGUAGUGGAGAGAUCAGUUUGUCAUGCUUUGACACACAGGCUCUUUCGAUACUUCAGUCACUGGAAGUAGCAAAUAGCUGCGAUAUGAUUAGCCCAUCACAGGUUAUGGAGAUACUAGCUGUGAAAUGUGGUGAGGGCCGUGGGCGAGCUCUUAUUAGGAGAAUAAUAGCAAUUGUUCGAACUGCUAAAUUACUGGGACUCCCAUUUUCUGAAGCAUUUGAGAAACAGCCAAUUGAACUUCUACAGUUGCAUUCCCUGAAAGCCCAGGAUUCUUUUGAUGAAGCAAAAUUUCUGGUGGAGACACACAUCAUGCCUGCAUCUAGCAUUGCCAGAAUUAUAGCAGAUUCGUUUCUAAAGGGGCUUUUAGCCGCGCAUCGUGGAGGCUAUUUGGAUUCCCAAAAGGAAGAGGGUCCUGCACCUCUAUUGUGGAGAUCAAGUGACUUCUUAAAGUGGGCAAAACUAUGUCCAUCGGAAUCAGAAAUUGGCCAUGCUUUGAUGCGUUUGGUAAUGACUGGACAUGAAGUACCACAUGCUUGCGAGGUUGAACUCCUAAUAUUGUCACACCACUUCUACAUGUCAUCUUCUUGUCUUGAUGGAGUGGAUGUUCUCGUCACAUUUGCAGCAAAUAGAGUGGAGUCAUAUGUUUCAGAGGGGGAUUUUUCUUGUUUAGCUCGCUUGAUCACUGGAGUGAGCAAUUUCCAUUCCUUGAGCUUCAUUCUUUCGAUCCUUGUAGAGAAUGGCCAAUUGGAGUUGCUGCUUCAAAAGUACUCUGCCACUGACACAGCCACAGGGACGCCUGCAUUGGUUCGAGGAUUUAGGAUGGCUGUUAUUACAUCACUGAAACAGUUUAACCCGAAUGAUGAUGACGCUCUCUCUAUGGUAUACAAGCACUUUGACAUGAAGCAUGAGGCUGCUUCUCUCCUUGAAUUGCGUGCAGAGCAAUACAUGAACAGCUGGUUAUCUCGAUAUGACAAGGAACGGCGAAAUGAUGAGCUUCUUGAGGCUAUGCAUCAUCUUGUAGAGACAGCUGAGGUUCUUUCAACUAUUGAUGCUGGCCAAAGAACACAUCGUGCUUGUGCCCGUGCUUCUCUUCUGUCACUUCAGAUCCGAAUACCUGAUCUUAUGUGGAUUGGUCUUUCGGAGACCAAUGCCCGGCGAAUUUUUGUGGAACAAUCUAGGUUCCAGGAAGCUCUUAUUGUUGCUGAAGCAUACAACAUAAAUCAACCUAUAGAAUUUGCUCCAGUCUUUUGGAAUCAAAUGCUAAAGCCGGAUCUAAUCGAGCAAUUCGUGGCUGAGUUUGUAUCAGUGCUGCCCCUGCAGCCACCAAUGCUUCUCGAGCUUGCAAGGUUUUACAGGGCGGAGGUGGCAGCCAGGGGAGAGCAAUCACACUUCUCUGUCUGGCUUUCACCUGGAGGCUUGCCUGCAGAGUGGGUGAAACAUCUUGGCAGAUCAUUCAGGAGCCUGCUGCGUAGAACAAGGGACAUGAGGCUGAGGCUGCAGUUGGCAACUCUGGCGACAGGCUUCAUUGAUGUCCUUGACAUUUGCAAUAGAGUCUUGGAUAAAGUCCCGGACAAUGCUGGCCCACUGAUCCUAAGGAAGGGCCAUGGCGGGGCGUACCUUCCUCUCAUGUAA
Molecule: messenger RNA, 9312 nt
Organism: Miscanthus lutarioriparius
Lineage: Eukaryota; Viridiplantae; Streptophyta; Magnoliopsida; Poales; Poaceae
Source: the annotation of a GenBank genome assembly